GUCGCCGCCUCUAUAUCCUCUGAUUCCUCUCUCUCUUUCUCUCUCCACCAACCGCCGCUCGUCGCCUCUAAAUAACCGGCCGAUCCGAGAACCGCGCGGGGCGGAUUCUCGGCGAGGAUUUCGACUACCACGUUGAGGGUCGGGCACUCGGGCGGAUGCGGGAGGGCGACCCGGGCCGGGACGAGGCGCGGCACGAGCCCGAGCCGGGGUGCGGGGGCGAGGCGGCGGGGCAGGCGGCGGCGGGCUGCGCCGCGGUGUGCUGCUGCUGCCCCAUGGCGCUGCUGGAGGUGCUCCUGCUCGUCGCCGUCCGCCUCCCCGCCGACCUCCUCCGCCGCGCGCGGCUGAGCCGGCGGCGACGCCGCCGCCUACGACGGAGCGGAAGGGGCGACGCGUCGCUGUCCGGGAGCGCCAAGGCGAUGAUCGCGGCCGUGGACGCGCUCGAGGCGGACGAGGCGGCGGCCGGCGCCAGGCGCGCGCAGGCGGAGGUGGAGGCCGCGUCGGAGCUCGAGCGCGAGAUCAUGGCCUCGCGCCUCUACGGCGCCGGCUUCUGGCGCAGCGCCUCCUCGCGGUCCAGCUCCUGCGCGUCCUCCGCGCGCCGGCCGUGAACGGCGGCGGCCACGUCAACCUCGUCUUCCCCGUCGAGUGUGCUUGUCUGUGUUCGUUCUGGGUGUCUGUUAGUUUAGCAUCAUUGGUAGUACAGCAAGCGAUCACACGUGCUGUACUGUACUAUGGUUGUUCUAGGAUAGAUUCGUGAUGGACAAGGCAAAAUGUGGUCCUCAGCUCCUGUUGAUCGCCUAGAUUUUGUGUCUGUUUGUGGAAGG
Molecule: messenger RNA, 821 nt
Organism: Lolium rigidum
Lineage: Eukaryota; Viridiplantae; Streptophyta; Magnoliopsida; Poales; Poaceae
Exons: 1
Coding region: 156-605 (149 amino acids)
Source: RefSeq, a predicted model, not a curated record